UUCAUGCAUGUGAAAUAAAGGGCCAGGGGACACAGACCAUGAGGAAAGUCAGUGUUUGCUGGGAUCCAACCUUUAUGCUAACCUAUGACGCUGUUAACAUGUAAUUCAGAUAUUUGCCACUAAACAUGUCUAGUUAUGUGAAUUCUGCAUUCCUGUCACCUGGACACAGAGAACAUAUUUUUCUCCUCUUUUUGUAGCAGCCUUUCCUGUAUUUGAAAGAUACAGAAGUGGAUCUAUAGCUUUUGAAGAUGCUGAAGCUUCUCUUGCCCAUCUACUCUCCAGAUCAUCACAGCACCUCCAGCUCUUCCAUUUUUUGCUACCUAGAGACUGCCACAGAGUUAUCUGGAACAUUACCAAGUAACGGCACAGCUAACAAGAUGAAUGGAGCUUUGGAUCAUUCAGACCAACCAGACCCAGAUGCCAUUAAGAUGUUUGUUGGACAGAUUCCCCGUUCGUGGUCAGAAAAAGAAUUAAAAGAACUUUUUGAGCCUUAUGGAGCUGUCUACCAGAUUAAUGUUCUCCGAGACAGAAGUCAGAACCCUCCCCAAAGUAAAGGUUGUUGUUUCGUAACAUUUUAUACAAGAAAAGCUGCUCUUGAGGCACAGAAUGCACUGCACAAUAUUAAAACUUUACCUGGGAUGCAUCAUCCUAUUCAGAUGAAACCUGCAGAUAGUGAAAAGUCAAAUGCUGUGGAAGACAGAAAAUUGUUCAUAGGAAUGGUUUCGAAGAAGUGUAAUGAGAAUGAUAUCAGGGUGAUGUUCUCUCCGUUCGGCCAGAUAGAAGAAUGCCGAAUCCUCCGGGGACCAGAUGGGCUGAGCCGAGGCUGUGCGUUUGUCACAUUUUCUACAAGGGCAAUGGCACAGAAUGCAAUCAAAGCCAUGCACCAGUCUCAGACCAUGGAGGGCUGCUCUUCGCCAAUCGUGGUGAAGUUUGCUGACACCCAAAAGGACAAGGAGCAGCGGCGUUUGCAGCAGCAGUUGGCUCAGCAGAUGCAACAGCUCAAUACUGCCACUUGGGGAAACCUCACAGGUCUUGGAGGACUCACACCACAAUAUCUAGCUCUCCUGCAGCAAGCAACUUCCUCCAGCAACUUGGGUGCCUUCAGCGGCAUUCAGCAAAUGGCCGGCAUGAACGCUUUACAAUUACAGAAUUUGGCAACUUUAGCAGCCGCAGCAGCCGCCGCCCAGACCUCAGCUACCACCACCAAUGCAAACCCUCUCUCCACAACGACUGGUGCUCUGGGAGCCCUCACAAGUCCUGUGGCUGCAUCAACUGCUAAUUCCACAGCUGGUGCGGCCAUGAAUUCUUUGACUUCUCUGGGUACUCUCCAAGGACUGGCUGGAGCCACUGUUGGACUGAAUAAUAUUAAUGCACUAGCAGUUGCUCAAAUGCUCUCAGGUAUGGCGGCCCUGAACGGAGGACUCGGCGCCACAGGCCUGACGAACGGCACGGCGGGCACGAUGGACGCGCUCACGCAGGCCUACUCAGGAAUCCAGCAGUACGCGGCCGCCGCGCUGCCCACCCUCUACAGCCAGAGCCUGCUGCAGCAGCAGAGCGCCGCGGGCAGCCAGAAGGAAGGUCCAGAAGGGGCAAACCUCUUUAUUUACCACCUCCCCCAGGAGUUUGGAGACCAGGACAUUCUGCAGAUGUUCAUGCCUUUUGGAAAUGUUAUCUCUGCUAAAGUCUUCAUUGACAAACAGACCAAUUUGAGCAAGUGCUUUGGUUUUGUUAGCUAUGACAAUCCGGUCUCUGCACAAGCUGCUAUCCAGGCUAUGAACGGCUUUCAGAUUGGCAUGAAACGCUUGAAGGUUCAGCUGAAACGCUCCAAAAAUGACAGCAAACCUUACUGAUCUUAACCCCAGAUGCUUACUGCUCUUAUUUUAG
Molecule: messenger RNA, 1884 nt
Organism: Ficedula albicollis (Collared flycatcher)
Lineage: Eukaryota; Metazoa; Chordata; Aves; Passeriformes; Muscicapidae
Gene: CELF2
Product: CUGBP, Elav-like family member 2
Exons: 14
Coding region: 249-1850 (533 amino acids)
Biological process (GO): mRNA splice site recognition; regulation of alternative mRNA splicing, via spliceosome
Cellular component (GO): ribonucleoprotein complex; cytoplasm; nucleus
Molecular function (GO): mRNA 3'-UTR binding
Source: RefSeq, a predicted model, not a curated record